Messenger RNA from Fonsecaea erecta, 4494 nucleotides. RefSeq lists its product as hypothetical. Gene Ontology annotation, cellular component: membrane. Gene Ontology annotation, biological process: transmembrane transport. Gene Ontology annotation, molecular function: ABC-type transporter activity; ATP hydrolysis activity; ATP binding. The record is from RefSeq and is a predicted model, not a curated record. Lineage: Eukaryota; Fungi; Ascomycota; Eurotiomycetes; Chaetothyriales; Herpotrichiellaceae. The transcript has 2 exons. The coding region runs from base 1 to 4494 and encodes 1497 amino acids.
AUGGUCGACGCCGUGUCCAAAGAAUUGGGCCUGAACCACCCAGCACAACAACAUGGUGCUAGCACGAAUCAGCACCUUCAAGAAGAAGCUUAUCUAUACGAUGAAAAGGAACAUGGCCCGAUAGUCGAUAGAGAGGCGUUCUCGCGUGAAAAGCACCCUGAAAGGCCUCGGAUAUCGACUGACUCUUAUGGUCUGCAGCGGACAGUCUCUGGGGUUAAUGUCGAGCAGGCAGAGAAGGACUUCGCGGAGCUGAGCAGAGAGCUGAGUGCAAUCAGCCGUCGAAUCUCCCGCACGCACUCCAAGGCGUCCAACGCCAGGACGAGGGAUGUGGAGAAGGCUAUCAGCUCGUCUGAUGAGAAUUCAGAAGAUACGUUUGACCUGGAAUCCACUCUACGCGGCGCGAGGGAGGCGGAUAAUGCUGCAGGCAUCAAACCCAAGUAUAUCGGCGUGAUAUGGGACAAUCUCACCGUCCGCGGUAUCGGCGGCGUCAAAAACUUUGUCAAAGUAUUCCCCGAUGCCUUCGUCGACUUCUUCAAUGUUCCGGGGACGAUUAUGAGCAUCCUCGGAAUGGGCAAAAAGGGUCGCGAGUUCAACAUCCUGCAGGGUUUCCGUGGCGUUGCAAAACCGGGCGAAAUGGUACUUGUUCUGGGUCGACCUGGAAGCGGGUGCACGACAUUCCUCAAAGUGCUUGCCAACCAACGAUAUGGUUAUACAGGAAUUGAUGGAGAGGUUCUCUACGGCCCCUUUGACGCUGCGACCUUUGGCAAGCUUUACCGCGGUGAGGCUGUCUACAACCAGGAGGAUGAUGUGCAUCAUCCCACCCUCACUGUUGGCCAGACGCUCGGGUUUGCACUUGACACUAAAACGCCAGGGAAACGACCGCAAGGCCUUAGCAAAGCCGAAUUCAAGGACAGGGUUAUCCGAUUGUUACUCAAAAUGUUCAAUAUCGAGCACACCAUCAAUACCAUUGUGGGUAACCCUUUCAUGCGCGGUGUUUCUGGCGGAGAAAGAAAGAGAGUCUCUAUCGCUGAAAUGAUGGUGACUCGAGCCACCGUCUGUUGUUGGGAUAACAGCACCCGUGGUCUUGAUGCGUCGACUGCCCUCGAUUAUGCGAAAUCACUUCGAAUCAUGACCAACAUCUACAAGACUACCACUUUUGUGUCGCUAUACCAAGCAUCCGAGAAUAUAUACAGCCAGUUCGACAAGGUCAUGGUGAUCGAUCAGGGUAGACAGGUCUUUUUUGGCCCUGCGAGGGAGGCGAGGGCAUAUUUUGAAGGCUUGGGUUUCCUGGAAAAGCCACGUCAAACUACUCCCGACUACCUGACUGGAUGUACCGACGAGUUCGAACGAGAAUAUAAGCCAGGCAGGUCUUCUGAAAAUGCACCUUCCACACCAGACUCCUUUGUGGAGGCGUUCAACAAAUCCACCUUUGCUGAAAAGCUCGAGAAAGAAAUGGAAGACUAUCGAGAAUCCAUCAAGGAGGAAAAGCAGAUCUACGACGAUUUCGUGGCGGCACAUCGCGAAGCUAAGCGGAAACAUACACCGAAAAACUCGGUAUACUCGGUUCCAUUCCACUUGCAGAUCUGGGCCUUAAUGCAACGCCAAUUUCUGAUCAAAUGGCAAGAUAAGUUUUCACUGGCGGUUUCAUGGAUCACCUCCCUCACCAUUGCGAUCGUCGUCGGUACCGUCUGGCUGAACCAACCUAAGACGUCUGCGGGAGCGUUCACUCGAGGUGGUGUCCUCUUCAUUGCUUUGCUCUUCAACGCGUUUCAGGCAUUUUCAGAGCUUGCAUCUACUAUGCUGGGGCGGCCUAUCGUGAACAAGCAUCGAGCGUACACUUUCCACCGACCCGGCGCUUUGUGGCUUGCACAAAUCCUCGUCGACCUGGCAUUUGCGUCCGUCCAGAUAUUCGUCUUCAGCGUCAUCGUGUAUUUCAUGACCGGGCUUGUCCGAACUCCCGGAGCAUUCUUUACGUUCGUGCUCAUUAUUAUCACGGGCUAUCUUUCGAUGACAUUAUUCUUCCGAACAAUUGGUUGUCUGUGUCCGGAUUUCGACUAUGCUAUCAAAUUUGCUGCUGUCAUUAUCACCUUGUUCGUCAUCACCUCUGGCUAUAUCAUCCAGUAUCAAAGCCAGCAAGUGUGGUUAAGGUGGAUAUUUUACGUCAAUGCACUUGGUCUUGGAUUCGCCGCGAUGAUGAUGAAUGAAUUCAAGAGACUGACGAUGCGUUGUACCGAUGAGUCGCUCAUACCGUCAGGCCCCGGGUACACCAACAUUGACCACCAAGUCUGUACCCUGCCAGGUUCUCAAGCAGGAUCAAUCGAAGUGUCAGGCACGGCAUAUGUCAAGAAGGGCUUCUCCUACGACCCGGUGGAUCUCUGGCGUAACUUUGGCAUCAUUAUAGUGUUGAUUGCACUCUUUCUUUUUACCAACGUCGUGCUCGGAGAAACGAUGAAGUACGGAGCGGGUGGUCGCACGGUCACUUACUUCACAAAGGAAAACAAAGAAAGGAAAGCCUUGAAUGAGAAAUUGCAGGAACGAAAACGAAGACGACAGACGAAACAAGACGCCGAGGACAGCUCAGAGCUCAAUAUCGCUUCCAAGGCAGUGUUGACGUGGGAGAAUCUCACCUACGAUGUUCCUACCCCUGCUGGGCAGUUGCGGCUACUGAAGGAUGUCUUCGGAUAUGUACGUCCAGGGCAAUUGACUGCGUUGAUGGGCGCUAGUGGAGCUGGAAAAACCACACUACUCGAUGUUCUGGCCUCUCGAAAGAAUAUUGGUGUGAUUGGUGGAGAUAUCUUGGUUGACGGUCAAAAGCCCGGCAUUGGAUUUCAAAGAGGGACCUCGUACGCAGAACAACUCGACGUUCACGAAUCUACUCAGACCGUCCGAGAAGCUCUGCGAUUCAGCGCCGACCUCCGCCAACCGUACGAAGUGCCCAGAGAACAAAAGUACGCCUACGUGGAAGAAGUCCUUUGCCUGCUCGAACUCGAAAACCUCGCGGAUGCUAUCAUCGGCAGCCCUGAAAGUGGGCUUUCGGUUGAAGAGCGCAAAAGAGUGACCAUUGGUGUUGAACUUGCUGCGAAGCCUCAGUUGUUGCUCUUCCUCGACGAGCCCACCUCAGGACUCGAUUCACAAUCUGCAUUCAAUAUUGUCCGCUUCCUCCGCAAGCUCUCUGCCGCUGGACAAGCAAUUCUGUGCACCAUUCAUCAACCCAACAGCGCCUUGUUUGAGAACUUCGACCGGCUCCUCUUGCUCCAAAAGGGUGGAGAGACCGUCUACUUUGGAGACAUCGGCAAAGACGCGCACGUGCUUCUGGGUUACUUCCACAAAUACGGUGCUGAUUGUCCUCCAGAUGCCAAUCCAGCAGAAUGGAUGUUGGAUGCCAUCGGAGCGGGCAUUGCACCCCGCAUUGGUGACAAGGACUGGGGUGAUAUUUGGCGGGAAAGUGACGAACUCGCCACCGUAAAGGCCGAGAUCAUCGACAUGAAAGCACGACGUCAACGCGAAGUUGCUGGCGAAUCGAAGUUGGACGAGAGAGAAUACGCUUCUCCUCUGUGGCAUCAAAUCAAAGUCGUUUCUAAGCGGACACACCUGGCAUUCUGGCGCUCACCGAACUAUGGGUUUACUCGACUGUUCAAUCAUGUGGCCAUCGCGCUGCUCUCCGGGUUGGCGUUCUUGCAGCUUGACGACAGUCGGUCAAGCUUGCAGUACCGAGUCUUCGUCAUCUUCCAGGUCACCAUCAUCCCAGCUCUGAUCUUGGCCCAGGUGGAACCCAUGUACGAUCUUUCCCGACUCAUCUUCUACCGAGAAUCUGCAGCGAAAGCGUAUAGCCAAUUCCCGUUCGCUUUUGCCAUGGUCUGCGCCGAAAUGCCCUACAGCCUUUUGUGUACAGUCGGGUUCUUCCUCCCGAUAUACUACUUGCCCGGAUUCAGCAACGAGAGUUCGAGGGCGGGGUAUCAGUUCUUCAUGGUGCUGAUUACCGAGCUGUUCUCCGUCACCAUGGGCCAGAUGAUUGCCGCAAUCACGCCGUCGAGCUUCAUAUCCAGUCUGAUCAACCCAUUCAUCGUCAUCACGUUCGCCUUGUUCUGCGGUGUCACCAUUCCCAAGCCACAGAUUCCCGGAUUCUGGCGCGCCUGGCUGUACCAACUCGACCCCUUCACCCGCCUGGUGUCUGGGAUGGUCACCACGGAACUGCACGGCUUACCCGUGGUCUGUACUUCAUCGGAACUCAACCCGUUCCCUUCCCCACCGGGGCAAGACUGCGGAGAGUACAUGCGCAAUUUCUUCCUGCGUGGCGGGUCAGGCUACCUUACCAACAAUGUCACUGACGCAUGCCAGUACUGCGCAUACAAGGUUGGCGACCAGUUCUACAGGCCGUUACAGCUGGACUUCAACGACCGCUGGCGCGAUCUGGGGAUCUUUGCCGCUUUCAUCGCGAGCAACCUGAUCCUGCUGUUCUUGGGGUCGAGGUAUCUGAAUUUCAAUAGAAGAUAA